AUGCCGCAUCAAGAAUUCGUCAACUCUGGUCUUUUCAAAGACGUCGCCAAGGACAUCGAUCGUCUUCACCUGUUGAUCACAGAGGAGUAUGAUGAAGACGGCCCAGACCGCGACAUAUUGAUGGAAGAGCGCCUGGAGUUUGAGAGCCAUCUGCAGCGACAGUUUCUUCCUCGCUUCGCGGCCAAUCUCACCGCUCUGACUUUGAACUUCCACGAGUGUUGGGGCACCAUGCCGGGAUACUUCGACGGGGCAGGCCUAGUGUUCCCUCGCCUAAAGACGCUGAACCUGGGAAACUUCGUCAUCAGCAACAACCGUCAUUUUGACUGGGUUCUCUCACAGAAAUCGCUUAAAACUUUGCGUCUGGACAGCUGUCAUAUUGUUUCUCACAUUCAGGUUGACACCGAGGAAAACAAGGAUUGGGAUCUUCACAGGGAAGAUUGGCAGCGUCUGCCCAAAGGCUCGUACGGCAUAUUUCAUGACAGUGCCGAACUAUACAGGUUCGAUGGCACGUGGGAGUCCACUUUCGAUAAGAUACAGAACAACCUUCCCCACCUCAAGGACUUUCGAUUUGAUAGGCAGUCUUACAGACUUCACUUUCUCAAUCCUACGAGGAUCGGCACCGUGCUGCACCCGAGUCGAUACAUCAACUUCGACGCAGGAACCUUUCCUAGUCCAUGGUUGACUUCAGAUAGUGAGACUGGUGAGAUGUACUUUGGAGAUUACGAGUGUUCUAUGAACCGUUCUGAAGAAACAAAGCAGGGCGACGCCAGAGCGUUCAGAGAUCUUCUCAGUGCCUGCCAUGAGAGGCAUGAGUAG
Colletotrichum tamarilloi is the source of this 816-nucleotide messenger RNA. RefSeq lists its product as uncharacterized. The record is from RefSeq and is a predicted model, not a curated record. The coding region runs from base 1 to 816 and encodes 271 amino acids. The transcript has a single exon. NCBI's taxonomy places the organism in Eukaryota, Fungi, Ascomycota, Sordariomycetes, Glomerellales, Glomerellaceae.